Messenger RNA from Recurvomyces mirabilis, 906 nucleotides. RefSeq lists its product as uncharacterized. Gene Ontology annotation, cellular component: mitochondrion. The coding region runs from base 1 to 906 and encodes 301 amino acids. Gene Ontology annotation, biological process: fatty acid beta-oxidation. Lineage: Eukaryota; Fungi; Ascomycota; Dothideomycetes; Mycosphaerellales; Teratosphaeriaceae. The record is from RefSeq and is a predicted model, not a curated record. The transcript has 2 exons.
AUGAGCCUCCCUGGCAAAAUACGGCGAGCCAGACCAGCUUCUGGCCUCUCCUCGCUGCCCUCGCUGUCCUCCCACCAUGUUGGGACUCGAUACGCUGCCACGUCAGACAAGACCGCUCGCAUCCAUGUAGCGCGGUCUGAUAUCAAUGGUGGCAACACAGCCACGAUCACCAUCUCGAAUCCUUCCAAACUCAACAUUGUCAAUAUCGAACUCCUCCAGGACCUCGCCGACCAAUGCCAAGAACUGUCAAAAGAUACCAGUCUUCGUGUUGUAAUUCUUACAGGCGGCCCAACAAAUGAAGGCAAAGCUCCUUCCUUCAUCGGCGGCAUGGACAUAGCAGAGAUGCAUCAGCUGUCGUCUCCAGCCGCUGCUCGCGAGCUCAUCACGCAUGUUCACAAGGCCUGCAAAGCUUUAAGAGACCUGCCUGUGCCCGUGAUAGCCCGUGUAGACGGCUUUUGUCUCGGUGCUGGGUUAGAGAUCAUGGCAGCAUGCGAUCUGAGGAUUUGUACUGAGGGUAGCACCUUCGGUAUGCCUGAGGUGAAGAUAGGUAUCCCUUCUGUUGUCGAAGCGGCACUCCUUCCUAGUCUGAUUGGCAUAGGCAGGACAAGGCGCCUGCUAUAUCUAGCCGAGAACAUCGACGCACCAAAAGCAGAACGAUGGGGUCUAGUAGAGAGUGUCGUGAGGUCUAAGUCCGAGCUUGACGAUGCGGUCGCAGAUUGGAGUGGCAAGAUCGCACAGAUGGGUCCGCUUGCAAUCAGAAGCCAGAAGCGCUUGAUGCAGAAGUGGGAGAACUGCACGGUGGACGAAGGUGUGCAGGCCGGAGUAGAGGCUUUUGCAGAAGCAUUUGAGGAUGGUGGCGAGGAGCCUCGACAACUGAUGGCACGCUUCGUCAAUCGUAGACGAUGA